Messenger RNA from Penicillium lagena, 1074 nucleotides. RefSeq lists its product as uncharacterized. The transcript has a single exon. Lineage: Eukaryota; Fungi; Ascomycota; Eurotiomycetes; Eurotiales; Aspergillaceae. Bases 1 to 1074 code for a protein of 357 amino acids. The record is from RefSeq and is a predicted model, not a curated record.
AUGACGAAAUCCUCCCGCCGCUCCACGCGCGACAGGACGCCGGCCUCAACGCCAGGCACAUCCGGCACCUCUACCCCCAGCUCAACCUCAUCCGGCCCAAUCCCGCCCUUCACUAAAGUCCCCGCGAUCCUCAAACCCUUCGUUGAGCCCCUCUCCCCCGAAGAAGUUUACCUCGUGCACAUCGACACAACAGCCACAGACCUCAAGCGACAGACCUUCAUCGUACCAUGGGCGAUCAACACCCUCAUCAGCGCCGUGAUCGCCUACCGCGUCUAUGUCGGAAUCAGCGUAUACCCAGCCCUCCUCGCCUCACUGAUCGGCCUCCAAAGCUCCAUGAGCGUCGACACGGCCACCAUCUCGUGGAUGCAGAUGGCGGCGAUUGUCCUCAAGCGCACAGGCGUAGUGCUCAUCGAUUACUUCCUCGUAACGCUAUUCCUGGCCUGGCCGAUCACGUUCGUGUGCGGGCCCGUCUACUGGCGCAGUACGGUGGGCUUUCGGGAUCGGGAGAUUAUCGUCCGCCGCAGUGCUCGCAGCUGGAGCCAGGCGCUGAAACGCAAUACCUGGAUGCGGGACGACGAAGCGAACCGCGAUAAGAUCGUUGCGGCCGUUACGCCGGAGCGGAUCAGCAAGACGGGGUACUUGCUUGUCGACGCGGACUGGAAUCUGGAUUACAGUGCCAUGAUCCGCGCGCAUAAGCUGGUUGACCGGACACGCAGGGGCGAGGGCGUGCAGCUGGAUGAGUUCCGCACGGCUGUUCUGGUGCAUACUGAUGCGGACGGGUGGCUGAUUUGGCGUGUGGGUGAUGAGAAUACACCUACGGGUCGGGUGCGGUCUGCGCAGCGGGACCAGAUUCUGGCGUUCAAGGAUAAGUUGUCGGCUAUGGGGAAGGAGGACCUGUUCUUCCGUUGGGUCGAGUUGAUUCAGUGGGAGAGCUCCCGGCCAGGCGGGUUUACGCCGGAGAGGCAGCGGUCCGCUAUGCUUCAGGCCAAGCAGAUGUUCGAGGAAGAGGAUGUAGAUUUCAGUCGCUUCUGGGACGACUUGGGUGGGAUGGAAGGGAUUGAGUUGCUUGACUGA